CGGAAUUGACGUUCAGUGGCCGUGGGCGUUAUCACAUGCUCUGCUAUACACGUGUAGAAAGCAAUACGGGGGACAGACGAAGGCAUAACAUGGACAUCGUGCAGGUUGCGAAAGCUGUAGAAGUCCUCCUUGCAUAUAACAAAUCUAAAGAGAAUGUCAAUAAAUUACUCCUAAAUGAAGAAUAUGAUUGGAUUUCCUUAAUGGUGACUGUUUGGAGAAUUCCGAAACACCUACAGACAAUCAGAAUCCCUCUCCCUCAUGGUGUAAGGCCUGAUGCAUGUGAAGUUUGCCUUUUUACUAGAGAUGAGCCAAAUAUGACGGUUGAACAAACAGAAAAUUUCUACAAAAAAAUGCUUGCCCAGCAUGGCAUUACACAGAUAACCAAGGUCAUCCCCUUGAAAAAAAUGAAAAAGGAAUAUAAACCAUAUGAAGCCAAACAACGUUUACUUGGCAGCUUUGACUUGUUUCUUGCUGAUGCAAGAAUCCGUAGACUUCUGCCAUCCCAUAUUGGUAAACAUUUCUACAAGGAGAAGAGAGAGCCUCAAUCUGUGAAUUUAAAGGCUAAACACUUGGCUUCUGAACUCAACCGGUUCAUCCAGGGAACGCAACUUCAUAUCAACAACAGAGGGUGCUGCUAUACAAUACGUAUGGGUCACACAGGAAUGAAAGUGGAAGAUAUUGUUGAAAAUACUCUAGCUGUAGCAAAAGUACUAGAUGAGAAGUUGCCAAUGAAAUGGAAAAACAUUAAGGUCUUGCACCUGAAAACGCAGACAUCUGUGGCUCUGCCUAUUUACAAUUCUCCUAACAAUUUGAAAAAAAUAGACUCAACUAAGACUAUGGACCAUAAUAAAGUGCAAGCUAGGAAGACACCUGGAGACGUUGAAAGUGCAAUCAAGAUUCAAGAGCCAGGACUGAUGGAGUUGGCUAAGAAACAACAAAUGAUUGAUAAAGCUGAAGAAGACUUAAAAGUACCAAGCAGAAAUAAACAAGCCCAUUCUACAAAACGGGGAAUUGAGGAUGGUGAAAGUCAGGAAUCUGCAUUAAACCAUCACAUUCUUAAAAAGACUGCUAUAAAAUCUGCAAUAAAGCUCUCAAAAUCUGUCAGAAAAGUUCCUCUGACUAAAAACUUGAACAAAAAAAAUUGAAUAUUCUACAGUAUUCAGAUCUUGCUGAGCUAAAGAACAGUUAAAUGCAAUAUGCGUGUUUUUGUAUGUACUGUUAAAUUUGAAAAGGGAAAAAAAAAAUCUAUUGACAAAAACCUUUUUCUUGUAGGUUCCCAUUUAAAGAAUACUACCAUUUUUAGCAAUGAAUCUAGUAACCAAUAAAUAAACUGAAUUUGUGUUUUGGGCUGUUA
Messenger RNA from Rana temporaria (common frog), 1354 nucleotides. It is a transcript of the gene RSL1D1, whose product is annotated as ribosomal L1 domain containing 1. Bases 36 to 1145 code for a protein of 369 amino acids. The record is from RefSeq and is a predicted model, not a curated record. Gene Ontology annotation, cellular component: 90S preribosome. Lineage: Eukaryota; Metazoa; Chordata; Amphibia; Anura; Ranidae. The transcript is spliced from 8 exons.